AUGAUGACCAAGCCAUUUGGAAAGAGUGGCGACAUGAAUGAGCUGGUAGGCUCCCUCGCCUGGCUGGACGAAGAUGGCAGCUCUCAGGAUGGGGAGGAAAGCCCCGACAUGAGGGGGCAUCGAGUCCUGAUUGAAGGAAGCAGACACUCAUGUUCCGAGAUGGGUAGUGAGGACAUGGAAGAGGAGGAGGAAGAGGAUGAAGAGAUGACUGGACCAAAUGGAGAAAUUGUUCCGAAAAGAAGGGGUCCAAAGAAGAAGAAGAUGACCAAAGCCCGUCAGGAGCGCUUCCGUGCUCGCCGAAUGAAGGCCAACGCCAGAGAACGCUCACGCAUGCAUGGCUUGAACGACGCGUUGGACAAUUUGCGCAGAGUGAUGCCCUGCUACUCCAAAACACAGAAGCUGUCAAAGAUAGAAACGUUACGGCUGGCCCGCAACUACAUCUGGGCGCUGUCGGAGGUCUUAGAGAACGGUCAGUCGCCGGAGAGCCACGGCUUCAUGGAAAUGUUGUGCAAAGGUCUCUCCCAGCCCACCAGCAACCUUGUUGCCGGCUGCCUGCAACUUGGUCCCACGCCGUUGCACAUCAACAAGCUCGAGGACAAGUGCGGACCCCCGGGGUUGAGCGGGGUGGGCGGUCAGGCUAGUCAUGCCCUCAGCUACCCAUCCCCAGGGCUCCCUAGCCCGCCUUACGGCUCCCUGGAGGCAUCCCAUCUCCUCCACAUGAAGGGAUUCAAGGGGCAGGGGUUCGACAACCCCUCCCCUAACGAGUGCAGCGGUGGCACCCCGCCGUACGACGGAGCCCUCACGCCCCCCCUCAGCAUCAGUGGAAACUUUGCGCUAAAGCAGGAGCCUUCGUCACAAGAAUCCGAGAGGAACUACACCAGCCACGCCACCCACCACGCCCACUACCUCUCGUCCCACCAUUACACUGCUUCGGCAACUGCCGGCCUACCUGGGGGGCACCAGGGCCACCCGCUUUUUCAGGGAUCCCGCUAUGAGCUUCCCCUGGAUGUGGCCUUUGACUCCUUCACGUCAUCUCAUCUGCUGGCCUCUCAGAUGGGCUCCAUGUGA
Nerophis lumbriciformis (worm pipefish) is the source of this 1068-nucleotide messenger RNA. The record is from RefSeq and is a predicted model, not a curated record. Lineage: Eukaryota; Metazoa; Chordata; Actinopteri; Syngnathiformes; Syngnathidae.